This is a messenger RNA of Hylaeus volcanicus, 410 nucleotides long. RefSeq lists its product as uncharacterized. Gene Ontology annotation, molecular function: structural constituent of ribosome. Gene Ontology annotation, biological process: endonucleolytic cleavage in ITS1 to separate SSU-rRNA from 5.8S rRNA and LSU-rRNA from tricistronic rRNA transcript (SSU-rRNA, 5.8S rRNA, LSU-rRNA); endonucleolytic cleavage to generate mature 3'-end of SSU-rRNA from (SSU-rRNA, 5.8S rRNA, LSU-rRNA); translation. The transcript is spliced from 3 exons. Lineage: Eukaryota; Metazoa; Arthropoda; Insecta; Hymenoptera; Colletidae. Bases 82 to 330 code for a protein of 82 amino acids. The record is from RefSeq and is a predicted model, not a curated record. Gene Ontology annotation, cellular component: cytosolic small ribosomal subunit; ribosome.
GCCCCAACAACGUGCUACUCUUCUGGCGGUUAUCGUUAUUCCCUUGUCUGAACGCUAAAGAGUGCUUAAGUUGUGGAAAUAAUGGAGAACGACGAAGGAAAGUUUGUAGAUCUUUAUGUUCCUCGUAAAUGCUCCGCUACAGGUCGACUCAUUGGCGCCAAAGAUCAUGGAUCCAUUCAGCUUAAUGUUGGAGAAGUUGAUGCUCUUGGACAUUACCAUGGGAAAUAUUCAACUUUUGCAAUUUGCGGUUAUUUAAGAAAACGCGGUGAAAGCGAUUCAUGUUUAAAUCGUUUAUUUCACGAACGUGGCUUAUUGAGUUUUUCACAGUAAUUUUUUUUUUGUAUUAAACACAUUUGUACUACGUAAUUAUUAAUAUGUCAACAAGAAAUAAUGAAAGUACACUAAGCUGC